This is a messenger RNA of Hemicordylus capensis (graceful crag lizard), 799 nucleotides long. Its product is annotated as ubiquitin-conjugating enzyme E2 variant 2-like. Gene Ontology annotation, biological process: protein K63-linked ubiquitination; DNA damage tolerance. The transcript has a single exon. The record is from RefSeq and is a predicted model, not a curated record. Lineage: Eukaryota; Metazoa; Chordata; Lepidosauria; Squamata; Cordylidae. Gene Ontology annotation, cellular component: nucleus. Bases 64 to 381 code for a protein of 105 amino acids.
UACCAACAUGUGCUAUUGCCUGGCAGCAAGUCUUCUACAUCCUAUCUGUUGGACGUGAAGGACAUGACGCUUACAAGGUGGAUGGGCAUGAUUAUUGGGCCACUAAGGACAAAUUAUGAAAACAGAAUAUACAGCUUGAAAGUAGAGUGUGAGCCUAAAUAUCCUGAAGCACCUCCAACAGUUAGAUUUGUAACUAAAAUUAAUAUGAAUGGAAUAAAUAAUUCCAAUGGAAAGGUGGCUGCUCGCAGCAUACCAGUGUUAGCAAAAUGGCAGAAUAUUUAUAGCAUUAAAGUUCUACUUCAAGAGCUAAGGCGUCUAAUGAUGUCCAAAGAAAAUAUGAAGCUUCCACAACCUCCAGAAGAACAAACUUAUAACAAUUAAUUUUAGCUGAAUCCCAAACUUGUCUUAAACAACUUCUACUUAUGUUAAUAUCUUGAUUCAGUUUCACAAUGCAUACCACCCACACAUUAUUUAUUAUUAUUUUUAUUUAUUUAUUAGAUUUCUAUACUGCCCUUCCAAAAAAGAGUUUCUGCUGGUGUACAUGAUCUGGACAAAGAACAUGAAUAGAUAGAUAGAUAUAUGCCCCAUAGGUUUUCAGAAAUUAUGAAUCGCUGACCCACUGUAUCAUCUGCAGAAACAUAUUAGGAUUAAAUGAUCUCACUGUCAGUUGACUGUGGCCGAAUGGCCAUAGUCUUAGCCAGCUCUUCAGUUUCACAAUGCAUACCACCCACACAUUAUUUAUUAUUUAUUUUAUUUAUUUAUUAGAUUUCUAUACUGCUGUUCCAAAAAAGAGUUUCUG